AUGCAUCUAGAGAACAAAGAUGGUGGGCUGACCUCUGGUGUGCUGGAGAUGGAGCUACAUCAGACAUCUUCUCCCAUGUGUGCUGGCCUGGGAAGGCCAGAACUGACAGGACCUGUCACCAGCAACUGCAGGCUACAGCAGGGAGUCAACAAAGCAGACCCCUCAACCCCCUACCCCAGCAGGGCAGCUGGGCAGAGCUGCUGGGCAUCUGUGGACCGAGAUUUUGAUUCAUUCCUCACAGAGCAGAGGUCUCACUCUUCUUUACCUCAGUUCUUCAACUCCAGGUCAAAAGACCCCUGCUUUACAGAAAACACUCCUUUGCUGAGAAAUUCCUCACAAGAUAAAGGGUCAUGGUGCAUGCCUAUUUGCCAUCCAGAGUUCAUCACUGCUGAAGAAUCUUGGGGCAAGAGCUCAGCUGAGUGGGAGGCAGGAUCCCUGUUGAGCAAAGACUUGGCUGGUUCCUCUGGAUCUGCCUCCCAAGAGAAGGGGGAGCAUCUGGACAGCGCUCAUAUCAGGUUCCAUCUUUUGAAGCUGAGGCGCUGUGUACGGUGGCUGAAAGUCGCAAGCCUGUUUAUCUUUGUGGUGGUGUGCUCUAUUUUAUUCAGCCUGUAUCCAGAUCAAGGAAAGUUCUGGCAGUUGUUGGCUGUGUCACCCCUGCAAAGCUACUCUUCGAAUCUCACCAGCCACAUGGACUCCACACUGCUCCAGGUGGAUCUGGCAGGGGCCCUGGUGGCCGGUGGCCCAAGUCAUACCGGGAGAGAAGAACAUGUCAUGGUGGAGGUGACCCAGGCUGACGUUCCAGGCUCCAGGCGGCGGCGGCCACAGCAGGUCACUCAGAAUUGGACAGUAUUUUUAAAUCCGAGAAGAAGUGAGCACUUGGUGGUGAGCAGGACCUUUGAGAUACUGAGCAGAGAUACUGUUUCUAUCAGCAUUCGAGCCUCCCUCCAGCAGACACAGGCAGUUCCUCUUUUGAUGGCUCAUCAAUACCUCCGUGCAAGCAUAGAAGCACAAGUGACCAUUGCUGUGGUCAUCCUUGCUGGGGUCUACAUGCUGAUUAUAUUUGAGAUUGUUCACAGAACCCUGGCAGCCAUGUUGGGUUCCCUUGCGGCAUUAGCAGCGCUGGCUGUGAUUGGAGAUAGACCCAGCCUGACCCAUGUGGUGGAGUGGAUUGAUUUUGAGACUUUGGCCCUGCUAUUUGGCAUGAUGAUCUUAGUAGCCAUAUUUUCAGAAACUGGAUUUUUUGAUUAUUGUGCUGUAAAGACGUACCGACUGUCUAGGGGAAGAGUGUGGGCCAUGAUCAUCAUGUUGUGUCUCAUUGCUGCUGUCCUGUCUGCCUUCCUGGACAAUGUCACCACAUUGCUGCUUUUUACUCCUGUGACCAUAAGGUUAUGUGAGGUGCUCAACCUUGAUCCAAGACAAGUCCUGAUUGCAGAAGUGAUCUUCACAAAUAUUGGAGGAGCUGCCACUGCCAUUGGGGACCCACCAAAUGUCAUUAUUGUUUCCAACCAGGAGUUGAGGAAGAUGGGCCUGGACUUCGCAGGAUUUACUGCACACAUGUUCGUUGGGAUUUGCUUCAUUCUCCUGUUCUCCUUUCCACUCUUCAGACUCCUUUUCUGGAACAAAAAGCUUUAUAACAAGGAACCCAGUGAGAUUGUUGAACUGAAGCACGAGAUCCACGUCUGGCGCCUGACCGCGCAGCGCAUCAGCCCAGCCAGCCGAGAGGAGACAGCAGUUCGGGGCCUGCUCCUGGGGAAGGUGCGGGCACUGGAGCAUCUGCUGGCCCGAAGGCUGCACACCUUCCACAGACAAAUCUCACAGGAGGAUAAAAACUGGGAGACCAAUAUCCAGGAACUACAAAAAAAGCACAGGAUAUCAGACAAGAUUCUGCUCACCAAAUGCCUGAUGGUGUUGGGAUUUGUUAUCUUCAUGUUCUUUCUCAAUUCGUUUGUCCCUGGUGUUCAUCUUGAUCUUGGAUUUCAGAAUCGUGGAUAA
This is a messenger RNA of Leptonychotes weddellii (Weddell seal), 1992 nucleotides long. NCBI's taxonomy places the organism in Eukaryota, Metazoa, Chordata, Mammalia, Carnivora, Phocidae. The record is from RefSeq and is a predicted model, not a curated record.